This is a messenger RNA of Plutella xylostella (diamondback moth), 2868 nucleotides long. It is a transcript of the gene TrpRS, whose product is annotated as Tryptophanyl-tRNA synthetase. Gene Ontology annotation, cellular component: cytoplasm. Gene Ontology annotation, molecular function: ATP binding; tryptophan-tRNA ligase activity. The record is from RefSeq and is a predicted model, not a curated record. Lineage: Eukaryota; Metazoa; Arthropoda; Insecta; Lepidoptera; Plutellidae. Gene Ontology annotation, biological process: tryptophanyl-tRNA aminoacylation.
UCUUUUAGAUAAUUUUGAAACGCAAGUUGUCAAAAAGGGAAAUGCCGAAGUUUUUCUUUUCGUGGAAAUUUCGUCAGCUAGAAUAAUAAUAGUUAUAUUAGAGCCCAACGUAUUAAAUUUGUGUACAAUUUUAAUUUAUUAGAAACUGCUGUAGUCAGUUUCAGAUAAGAAUGGCAGAUUCAACUACUACUGAGAAACUACAAGAACUAGCAGUAAAUGAUGAUGACGAUGAUGUCGUGGACCCUUGGAAUGUUUCCAGCAAGUCAGAGAAAGGAUUUGACUAUGAUAAACUAAUAAAGAAGUUUGGUAGCAGCAAGAUAGACGACGAGCUCAUUGCAAGAUUUGAAAAAGUUACUGGACACAAAGCCCACCAUUUACUACGCAGAGGUAUUUUUUUCUCCCAUAGAGAUAUGCACACAAUAUUGAAUCUGAAAGAAGCCGGCAAACCAUUCUACCUUUACACUGGCCGAGGGCCGUCUUCCGAGAGCUUGCACAUCGGCCACAUGAUACCGUUUAUGUUCACUAAAUGGCUGCAAGAUGUCUUUGAUGUUCCACUAAUCAUCCAACUGACUGAUGAUGAGAAGGCUCUAUGGAAAGACAUCAAAGUAGAAGAAGCUAUCAAAAUGGCACACAAUAAUGCUAAAGACAUUAUAGCGGUUGGUUUUGAUCCUGAAAAGACUUUUAUUUUCAAUGACUUGGACUUUAUUGGCCAAUGCCCAGCAUUCUACCAAAACAUGGUCCGGAUACAAAAGUGUGUGAACUACAACCAGGCAAAGUCUAUAUUUGGUUUUGGAGACUCUGACGUCAUCGGCAAGAUCACCUUCCCCUCUAUAGAGGCGGCGCCGGCCUUCUCCACUAGUUUCCCUUUCAUCUUUGGAAAGAAAAUCGUGCCAGCACUAGUCCCGUGCGCCAUCGACCAGGACCCGUACUUCCGCAUGACGCGCGACGUGGCGUCUCGCCUAAAGCUGCCCAAGCCCGCCCUCAUUCACUCUACCUUCCUGCCGGCGUUGCAGGGCGCACAGCACAAGAUGUCCGCUAGCGAUCAGAACUCGUCGAUAUUCUUGAAUGAUACGCCUAAGCAGAUUAAGAAUAAGAUAAACAAGUACGCGUUCUCGGGCGGGCAGGCCACGGUGGAGGAGCACCGGGAGAGGGGCGGCAACACGGCCGUCGACAUCUCCUUCCAGUACCUGCAGUUCUUCAUGGAAGACGACGACAGGAUCGCUGAGAUCAAGAAAUCCUACGAAUCCGGCGAGAUGCUAACCGGAGAGCUGAAGAAGGCGGCCAUAGACACCAUCACGCCCAUCAUUACGGAGUACCAGGCGCGCCGGGCACAGGUCACCGAUGAAGUGAUGCAGCAGUUCUUCAAGAUACGCAAGCUCAAGUAUAGCUAUGAAUGAUAGGGUUGGAUUUGUAGAUAGGUUUGUUGUUAAGGUGUGUGAGAAAAGAAUUAGACUUUGGUAUUUUGCUGCAAGCUCGUUUUUAUAAAUUUAAUUAUUGAAUUUUCUGCGUUGUAUUGAAAAAGAUUAAAAUGUAGUAAAAUCUACUGCAGGAAUAAAACCUAUUAUUGUUUGGUAGCGUGUCGGGUUUGUUUAUAGGCUAAAAAUGAAAAGGAUUGAAAAGAAAUUUUAUCUUACACUUUUCACACACGUUAUACGCUGAUCUCUUAUGACCUUACUACUAAUAAACAGUUUAUUAAAACUGGAGUUAUAGGUUGAUCUGCUACAAUAAGCAUAAGAUGAAUAGCUAGUUUAAACCUCUGACAUGUAGUUUAUGUUUAGCAAGCUGUAGCUAGGAUUUAUUUAUUUUUAACUAAGUUUUUAUACCAUGUAAAGUAAGACCAAUUCCUUGGAAAAGUCGUGUGUGCAGCUGUCCACCAACGCAUUCACGGUUAAUUACUGAAAGUUUAGUUACUUAACUAUAUGAAUUAAUGCACAAACAUUUAUUCUUGUCAACUUCUCUGUAGAAGGGGACUAUCUCCUGCUUGACGAGAUACAAAGUUUUGAAGAGGCUGUUGGUUUAAAUCCCGGUAUGUACCAAUGACUGUCAUCAUCAUCACGAACCCACUGCUGCGGCACGCCUUCUAAUGAAGGAAGGGUUUUAGGCCUAGUCCACCAUGCUGGCCCAGAGCGGGUUGGUGGACAAAUGACUAUAAUAGUUGUUUAUGCACUAUUAAUGAGAAAAGGUUCGUUUAUUACAUUAAAAAGUACCAAGAUUCCAUGACAGAAGGCUCGUAUUAUCAGCAUUUAUUAUUAUUUUGUUCCGCUCCUUUGUAAAACAAAAACAAUGCAUAUUGAAAUGUGUCGUUGCUACUUUGUAAAACAAAGCCCGAAAAUCUCAAUUUGUUAGAAAUAAAUAAAAAUAUUGCCUAUAACUAGAUACAUACCUGCAUAAUAUUAUAAGGGCGUUACUUGCUUUGACUAGAGCCGCCAAUUUAUAAAAUAUGAUUCUCAAAUCAAUUACAUAUUUUCAAAUAAAUAUUUAGAAAUAGUAACGCCCUAAUGCCUAAGUAAAAUAAUUGUCUUGUUUUCUUUAUUUACUGAUUUGAAUAGCCACAUAAAGAGUUGUUUAAAACAGCGUUACAUUUGUUUCUAUUGUACUUGAAUGUGUUGAAGACCUUGUGCCUCUAUAUUUAGACCUAACGUAUAUAUAUAUUUAUAUAUAAGUAAUAUUAUUUAUAUUAGUACCGAUUUAUAUCAUACUUCAUUUGUAUUGUAAAAUCUAGCAUGUUUCUUUUAUAAUGUCAGGCAUGAAUCCUAAAAAACUAAAAAAGUAUUUAAAUUAUGUUGAGGCUAUGCUUAAAGCAUAGCAACUGUUGUGAGUUACUAGUGUAAUUACUUUUAUUUAAGGAAUAAAGUCGAGCUUUGAACA